ACCGUGUUUUAAGUGAAUGGAACGCACUGCAGUGGGUAAUUAUUGGUCUUGGCAGCGAUAGCCACAUACUGUGAAUCUCUGAGGUAAAACCGGGUAAUGCGGUCUAUAUCCCACCAAAAAUUAUGAAAGAACUGAGGGGGCGCUAUGGUAGCGUUGCGCCGGCCGCUGCGCUAUUACAGCUCGGGGCAUCGGGAGUUCAAUUCCAGCGCCCUCUCUAAGAGAUUUAUAUGUGUGGGGCUUCUCCGGGUGCUCCAGUUUCCUCCCAAAGACUUACCGGGUAGAUUAAUGAGUCGUUGUAAAUUGUCCCACGAUUAAGCUAGGUUUAAAUCGGGGUUGCCGGGGAAUGCUGGGGUGAAAAGGCCUACUCCGCGCUGUAUCACUAAAUAAAAUAAAAACCCAACAAGUCUAGUUGUUUAUAGACAAACAACAACAAAAAUGGAGUAAACUUUCAGGGGUCAAGGCAAAAUUCAAUUUAGUGAAUGAUUUAAUGGCAUUUUUUCAUACGAGAGCCUGUCAGCUCUUAAACAUAUAAAAUUAUUUAGAAAUAAAUAUAAUUAUGCCAAUAGGAUACUUUGCAUUAAUACCAGUUUUUAAAUUAUUCUUUUGUAUCCUUCUCCGCGCUGUUCCCACCCGACAGACAAUGAGGGACGCGAUUAAACAAAGGUGCUCAUUUGCUGGGACGGGGUUACUAGCGGACACAGGAAAAAAACAGAUUUCUCUCCACCCCGCGCAAUCUCGUUUCAGCAGCUCCUCGCCGUACGUCCCUGCGUCGGCACACAAACGCCGCGAGUCACGUCCUUUGGAGCGCCGAGACCGGGAACAGUUACACCGGUGUCGGCGGUGAACAGCACGAGUGACCUCGCGGCGUGACGAGGCCGGCCGCUCCUUUGCUGGUGGGGGAAGCAGGCGACGUGUCGGCUGUCGUUCGGCGAAGCGGGCUCUGUGCGUCGCCGGUGUUCGUACCCAGACGUUUCAUAUCGGACCAAACGAGGAGCCGGGCAAUUGUUGCCGGUUUCAGGAAGCUGGUGGCGAGUGGGGCAACAAUGACGCUGCGAGGCCGCCGUGUGUCUGCUAAGUCUUUGGAUGAGGAUGAGAUGAGAUCUUCAGAGGUACCUGGGCCGGAGUGCGCCCGAUCGGUCAGUAAUGGAAAAGUAGAUGCUGACUAUGCAAUCAAUAAAAAGAUACAACUGAAGCUGAAGGCUGAGCAAAUGAAGACUGAUUUAUUGAAACAGUUUGAUUCUCAUUUUAACCAUUUUGUGGACGAUUUGAUUGAAUCUACUACCUUGGACCCCUCUGUUACUCCUUUCUUGUCUGCAUCUAUGACUAAAGAUCAUGCAGUUAUGGCUAACAGACAGACAAGGGCACCCCCAGAAAAGGGAAAGCACUUCAUGUCUCGUCGAUCUCUGCUUGAUGAACUCUUCCAAGUGAAUCACAUCCGAACCAUUUAUCAUAUGUUCAUCGCUUUACUGAUUCUGUUUAUAGUCAGUACCCUGGUGAUGGACUUCAUCGAUGAAGGAAGGCUGGUCCUUGACUUCGAUCUAUUGGUUUAUGCCUUUGGGAGAUUCCCAAUUGUCAUUUCCACUUGGAUUUGUAUGUUCCUGUCUACACUUCUCAUUCCAUAUGGUUUAUUUCUGUUGUGGGCAUCAGGAUACCAGGCAGCAAAACACAAGGUUCUGCGGACAAUGUUCUAUGGUGUCUUGUUCUUGUCAUUUCAGACACUGGGACUGUGGGCUGCCCCAGUCUAUACUGUCAUCCAUUUUCAGCUACCUCCUGCUUCCCGCUUCAUCGUUAUCUUGGAACAGGUCCGCCUGAUGAUGAAAGCACAUUCCUUUGUACGGGAGAACUAUAGUAGAGUGGCAGUGAGCAGAGAGAGAAAUGGUGGAAUUCAGCAGGUUCCGCAAUUCUCCCACUACCUCUACUUCCUUUUUGCUCCUACUCUCAUCUAUCGGGACAACUACCCCAGGAAUCCUACAAUUAGAUGGAGCUAUGUUGCUACAAAAUUUGCACAGGUGUUGGGCUGCCUAUUUUAUGCUUACUAUAUUUUUGUGCGACUUUGCAUUCCAUUGUUCCGAAACAUUAGCCAAGAGCCAUUCAGCUUGAAAGUCCUGGUUCUUUGCAUUUUCAACUCCAUUUUACCAGGUGUGCUCGUGCUGUUCCUGGCUUUCUUUGCAUUUCUCCACUGUUGGCUCAAUGCCUUUGCUGAAAUGCUGCAGUUUGCUGACAGGAUGUUUUAUAAGGACUGGUGGAAUUCCACAUCCUUUGCCAACUAUUACCGGACCUGGAACGUAGUGGUCCAUGACUGGCUGUACUAUUAUGCUUACAGAGACUUUCUCUGGUUGUUCACCCACCGGUUUCGAGCUGCAGCUAUGCUGUCAGUCUUCACCGUGUCUGCUGUGGUUCAUGAGUAUGUGUUGGCUGUUUGCUUUGGCUUCUUCUAUCCGGUGCUCUUCUGCUUGUUCAUGUGCUUUGGAAUGGCUUUCAAUUUCGUCUUGCAUGACCGUCGGAAAGGACCUGUUUGGAACGUGGUGAUGUGGACUUCGCUGUUCCUGGGGCAGGGCAUGUUGGUAUGUCUGUAUUCUCAGGAGUGGUAUGCCCAGCAGCACUGUCCCCUUACAAAUCCAUCCUUCUUGGAUUUGUUGAAACCCCGGUCUUGGACUUGCCGCUUAAACUCGUAAUGGAAAGAAGCUAAUGUCCUUGAAUCUACAGAAAACUGGGAACAUUUCUUCAGAUUGUGGCAGCACUUUUCAUAAACCAAAUGAAUGUUUUUCUUUCACCGGAUAGUGCCUGCUUCUUGUUCUGUCUUGGGUUUUGGUCAUAAAGUUGGAUAUUUUUCUAAAACAUUAAUCACAGGACGAAUACCAAUUUAGUGCUACAUACACUGUAUUAAGUAUCCGACUUCUCUGUUUGGAGGUGGGAGGAAUGCCAAAAAGAAAACACUGAAGAGGGACGUAAAGGUUUUUAAAAUUACUUCUCCUUCCCCUCAUAUUGUCCCCACCAGCCGUACAAAACGAAGAUAAAGUUGAACUUGAAGGUUUACAUGUUAUGAGCAAAUAUACAUGCACAAAUAAGUGUAGAGGUGUGUAUCAUUUUACAGUUCAAUGCAACAGUGCAACUUGAAGAUUAAAUGUUGUUUAGCACUGUAAUUCAUUUUGUGCCACAAAGAUGACAGUCAGAUUUGAGGCCAGCAUUCCUAUUGAUAUGUUUCUACUUUGAUUAGCAGCUCACAUGGAGAGAAGCUGCUAACAUUUUGAGCCAGUGACUUUGCUGAGUAUUUCCAGCAAAUUCUAUUUUUGUUUAAAACUAUUCUGCUCAGACCUCCUGAACAAAUGUUUCUCCACCCUACCCUUUGUGUCAUAUCCAAUUAAACUGUUCUCAAUGACAUUCCAGUCCAGGAAACUGGGAAUGAAAGUGGGACCUUUCUCAUCUCGGUUAUACACAUUUGCUUACUGUGCUAGAUUCACUUUGAUAGAUUUCAAAUACAAAUGGAUGGGAAACAGGAUGUACUGAAGGUGUGGGUUAAUAAUUUCACUGUUGACUAAGCAAAAUAUUUUAAAAUGAGAUUGAUCGUAAAUAAACUUUGAGUAUUCUUCUCAUGAUGACCCUAGCAGCAAUUGGCUGUAUGCUCUGUUUCUGCACUCGUGGGUUUUCACCCUGGGAUGGUAAUUAUUGAACUUAUUAAUAUGAAGGAAAACUAUUGUCAACAGCAAAAUUAAUUUUGAAAAAAUGUAUUCUGUCUUAAAUCUGUGUAUUUAAAGUUCCAAAAUCCUGUCUGUUUGUUCAGUUGAUAGAACAAAAGUAUCCUGAAUCUAGUGUAGCAAGUUGCAGUAUUGUUUAAAUCACUGUGCGGUUGGAUGAAGUUAAGAUCUUAGUACAUUGUGCAUUAAGUUUUGGUUAUGAAUCCAGAAAUUGAACCGAAAACCCUGCCAUUAAGUUGGAUCAAGAAAGUACUUCAUUUGAGUUGAGAGCUAAGAGAUAAUGGUGGCUGUUUAUUAUAAGAAACAUUUUUGUAUGCAUUUUAUUGUACUUCUGUACUUUGUUCUGUUAAUUGAAUUAUUGGAUUGGAAGCAUAAUAAAUUGAACUCCCUAAUCUUUUCACUCUUCUGUAAAGAGUGUUUCAUAAGCCAACAUUACCAUUACUUAGCACAAGACAAUAUAGCCCAGAAAAAGGUUUGAAUUUUGAGGUCUUUCCUCUUAACAUUUUACUAACUUAUCCAGGUGAUUGCUAAUGUAAAUGGAAUUCCCUCAUCCUAUCUUGGGAAAUAACCUUUGAACACUGCCUUAUGUUAGUAAAAUGUUAUAUAUUUUUUCCAAGAUGUGGAACUAAAUGGGAUGUAGUUGCACUGCAGGAUUUUGUAUUACCUUGUUCAAUUAGAUGCCAGACCAAGCUGUCCUUACCAGUAUUAUGGAAAAAUCCUUGACUAAGAUUCAAAAUUACUGAAGGUACCUGUCAGUCUAAAGAUUUCCACAGGGGUGGGGGUAGGAAUGCAAGCAACUAUUUAAAUAAAAUCCUUUUAUUUGUAAGGUUGGCUAGGAGUCUAAUUUAUAUCUAAACUUUUUUUGCUUAUUCUGUUGGCUGAGUAUGGAAUAGACUUCCCAUUGCAGAUUAAGGUACAGGCAAUGCUGAUUAAUUUUGUUUAAUUCCAAAGUACUCCCUAGUUCACUUUGUUUACUGGUGGAUUUGCACAAGCAUUCUGCACUGGAAAAUAAUCCUGUGCCAAAAUGUUUUUCUUCCUGUGUAUCCUUGAAUUGAUCUUGAAUUUGACCUUGAUCUUAAAUUUGUUUUUACAGGCCUGUACUAUAAUCCCUCAUACCGCCCCUAGGUCAGGUGAUCUUUGUUUAGUGCCGCCAGAUUUAUAACUUAUUCUUUCAGAGUGCUCAGAUUUUUAAUUGUCAUUGGGAUACUGAAUGGCUUCGGGACUGGUACCUGGAACUAAUACUGCUUCAAGUGAUGUAUUCAUUCUGAAAACAUGGAAUUUGAUAUUCAGGUUGAAGCCAAUGUAGUGUCCAAAAUUAUGAUUGUGCACCAUGUUUUAAACACUUACUGAGAAUUUAAUAUGAGGACAUAUUAAUUUGAUAUCCCUGGCCAAGGAAACUAUUUGUAGCAAGGCCAGAUUUGGACAUAGCAGCAAGCAAAAUUUUUCAAACUGAUAUUUGUUUAAAUCCAGGAUCCAAUUCUUGCCCCCCAAAAUUAAUCCGUUUCAAAAGCACUUUCAAAAUCUUUUUCAAAAUACUUGUUUCAAAAUCUUGCAAUUAACGUAUCAUCAUACAACUUUAGUGAAAACUGUUUUAAAGUGCAGUAAUCUCGAUGGGGACAAUAUUUAGAAAAGCAGUAUGUGCUCCCAGAGAUUCAAAAGUGCAGAUUAGAAAUCUAUCAUAUUCCAUCACUGUGUUUAUCCAGAUGUCUAUUUAAAAUGGGUGCAGAGUAUUUUUGGAGUGUCCAUUAAGUGAAUUGGAAAUGUCAGAGUAAAGCCCCUUUUGAAGUAUUUGAUUAAAAUGUAAAUAAAACUCAUAGACAUGAACCACCAAAUUUAAUUUCAGUUACCUUGAUGGUUUGCAUCUGCAAACUAUCACCUUUUUGUUGAAGAGAAUUUUGACAUAAUGCUGCCUGCUGGAGGAUGGCACAAUUCUGGUGGAGAAUGGGUUUUGUGCAUUGUGACUACAAUAUUCUAAUCUGAUAACUAUUUCAAAUGUAGUGAGUAUUUUUUCUUUACUGAUAUAGUAUAAUAAACAGUUAAAAUAGGCCACUGUUUUCUGUGUUGCACCAUGGAUUAUGUAAUUGGUGCAGACUGCUUUGAAGGGUCUUCACUCUGAUAUUUUGCCAAGUUUAUUGUGUGUGUAUAUAUUUAAUGUACACAUGUAUGAUUCCAAAUACCACAUUGCAAAAAAAGAUUCGUAUUCAGCAAUAGCAUUGUUUAAUUAUUGAACAUGUUUAGUGACUUUGUCUUUUGGUCUUGGGUUUCACCAUUGGGAUGGAUUCCAUUGUUCUCUUAACAAUUGAAAUUUUGAUACAUUGGAUGUGGAUUCUGCUUCAUUGGGACACAUUGGGACUAGUAUAGUUCGCCCCAAUUAAGUGGUUGCCUCAAUGACACGGUCUUAUGAAAAUAGUCAAAAAGGUGUAUUAAAGAAAAACACAAGUUGCUAUUUAACUGGGUAACAGAUUGUGUAUUUAAUUGAAAUACAAAAUUGGAACACUAACAAUUCUACAGUGCUAUUAAAAUAUAUUCCUCAAAGCUAUCAACAGAGGAAUUCACCUGCGCUCUUUUGACUAUAAAUGAACAAAAAUCAGCGGAGACACUUCGUAGAUAAUACUGCUUUCAUUACAAUGCUAUCGAUGAUUGCAUCCUCAUUUCUUUAAUUGUAACCUUCAAGAUGAUUGGCAAUACCUUCUAAUUCUUUGUAGUUCCUAACUUUUUGAAGUAGUGAAGUCACAAGAUUUUCACUCAUGGCCAUUUCUGUCAUCUCAAAGCAUGAAUGCUUAAAACCAGUAAGAAAAACAGUUCCAAGUUGCCUUGCUGCUUAUUUCUUGCGAACUUUCGAUGACAACUUUUUAAAUACAAGCACACUCAACAAGCAUUAUUUAAAAACACUUUGCUCUAAGCACAGUGUAGUCUUCCAUCCACAAGGGAGCACAUGUCUGACGUUAGAAUGGUACAGCACAUUACAGGCCCUUUGGCCCACAAUGUUGUGCCGACCCUCAAACCUUGCCUCCCAUAUAACCCCCCACCUUAAAUUCCUCUAUAUACCUGUCUAGUAGUCUCUUAAACUUCACUAGUGUAUCUGCCUCCACCACUGACUCAGGCAGUGCAUUCCACGCACCAACCACUCUGAGUAAAAAAACUUUCCUCUAAUAUCCCCCUUGAACUUCCCACCCCUUAGCUUAAAGCCAUGUCCUCUUGUAUUGAGCAGUGGUGCCCUGGGGAAGAGGCGCUGGCUAUCCACUCUAUCUAUUCCUCUUAUUAUCUUGUACAACUCUAUCAUGUCUCCUCUCAUCCUCCUCCUCUCCAAAGAGUGAAGCCCUAGGUCCCUUAAUCUCUGAUCAUAAUGCUACUGUCUAAACCAGGCAGCAUCCUGGUAAAUCUCCUCUGUACCCUUUCCAAUGCUUCCACAUCCUUCAUAUAGUAAGGUGACCAGAACUGGACACAGUACUCCAAGUGUGGCCUAACCAGAGUUUUAUAGAGCUGCAUCAUUACAUCGUGACUCUUAAACUCUAUCCCUCGACUUACGAAAGCCAACAUCCCAUAACUUUUCUUAACUACCCUGUCUACCUCUGAGGCAACAUUCAGGGAUCUGUGGACAUGUACCCCCAGAUCCGUCUGCUCCUCCACACUACCAAGUAUCCUGCCAUUUACUUUGUACUCUGCCUUGGAGCUUGUCCUUCCAAAGUGUACCACCUCACACUUCUCUGGGUUGAACUCCAUCUGCCACUUCUCAGCCCACUUCUGCAUCCUAUCAAUGUCUCUCUGCAAUCUUUGACAAUCCUCUACACUAUCUACAACACCACCAACCUUUGUGUCAUCUGCAAACUUGCCAACCCACCCUUCUACCCCCACAUCCAGGUUGUCAAUAAAAAUCACAAAAAGAGGUCCCAGAACAGAUCCUUGUGGGACACCACUAGUCAGAACCCUCCAAUCUGAAUGUACUCCCUCCACCACGACCCUCUGCCUUCUGCAGGCAAGCCAAUUCUCAAUCCACCCGGCCAAACUUCCCUGGAUCCCAUGCCUUCUGACUUUCUGAAUAAGCCUAUCGUGUGGAACCUUGUCAAAUGCCUUACUAAAAUCCAUGUAGAUCACAUCCACUGCACUACCCUCCUCUAUAUGCCUGGUCACCUCCUCAAAGAACUCUUAGCAGUCUUGUUAGACACGAUGUGCCCUUCACAAAGCCAUGCUGACUGUCCCUGAUCAGACCAUGAUUCUCCAAAUGCCCAUGGAUCCUAUCUCUAAGAAUCUUUUCCAACAGCUUUCCCACCACAGACGUAAGGCUCACUGGUCUAUAAUUACCCGGACUAUCCCUACUAUCUUUUUUGAACAAGGGGACAACAUUUGCCUCCCUCCAAUCCUCCAGUACCAUUCCCGUGGACAACGAGGACAUAAAGAUCCUAACCAGAGGCUCAGCAAUCUCUUCCCUCACCUUGUGGAGCAGCCUGGAGAAUAUUCCAUCAGGCCCCGGGGUCUUAUCCAUCCAAAUGUAUUUUAACAACUCCAACACCUCCUCUGCCUUAAUAUCAACAUGCUCCAGAACAUCAACUUCACUCAUAUUGUCCUCACUGUCAUCAAGUUCCCUCUCAUUGGUGAAUACUGAAGAGAAGUAUUCAUUGAGGACCUCACUCACUUCCACAGCCUCCAGGCACAUCUCGCCAAGGCCUUCUCAUGCCUCCUUCUUGCUCUCCUCAGCCUCUUCUUAAGCUCCUUUCUUGCUUCCCUAUAUUCCUUAAUAGACCCAUCUGAUCCUUGCUUCCUAAACCUCAUGUAUGCUGCCUUCUUCCACCUGACUAGAUUCUCCACCUUACUUGUCACCCAUGGUUCCUUCACCCUACCAUUCUUUAUCUUCCUCACCGGAACAAAUUUAUCCCUAACAUCCUGCAAGAGAUCCCUAAACAUGACCACAUGUCCAUAGUACAUUUCCCUGCAAAAACGUCAUCCAAAUUCACAUCUGCAGGUUCUAGCCUUAUAGCCUCAUAAUUUGCCAUUCCCCAAUUAAAAAUUUUCCUGUCCUCUCUGAUUCUAUCCUUUUCCAUGAUAAUACUAAAGACCAGGGAGCGAUGGUCACUGUCCCCCAGAUGCUCACCCACAGAGAGAUCUGAGACCUGAUGACCCGGUUCGUUACCUAGUACUAGAUCUAGUAUGGCAUUCUCCCUGGUCGGCCUGUCAACAUACUGUGACAGGAAUCCAUCCUGGACACACUUAGCAAACUCUGCCCCAUCUAAACCCUUGGAACUAAUCAGGUGCCAAUCAAUAUUAGGGAUGUUAAAGUCACCCAUGAUAACAACCCUGUUAUUUUUGCACCUUUCCAAAAUCUGCCUCCCAAUCUGCUCCUCGGUAUCUCUGCUGCUACCAGGGGGCCUAUAGAAUACCCCCAAUAGAGUAACUGCUCCCUUCCUGUUCCUGACUUCCACCCAUAUUGACUCAAAAGAGGAUCCUGCUACAUUACCCAUCCUUUCUGGAGCUGUAAUAGUAUCCCUGACCAGUAAUGCCACCCCUCCUCCCCUUUUUCCGCCCUCUCUAUCCCUUUUAAAGCACUGAAAUCCAGGAAUAUUGAGAAUCCAUUCCUGCCCUGGUGCCAGCCAAGUCUCUGUAAUGGCCACUACAUCAUAAUUCCAUGUAUGUAUCCAAACUCUCAGUUCAUCACCUUUGUUUCUGAUGCUUCUUGCAUUGAGGUACACACAUUUCAGCUCUUCUACCUUACUGUCUUUACACCCUUUAUUCUACUUCUCUUUCCUCAAGCCCUCUCUAUAUGUCAGAUCUGGCUUUACUCCAUGCACUUCUUCCACAGCUCUAUCGCUCUGGGUCCCGUCCCCCUCGUAAAUUAGGUUAAACCCUCCUGAAUCAUGCUAGCAAAACUACCUGCAAGGAUAUUGCUCCCCCUCGAGUUCAGGUGCAACCCAUCCAAUCUGUACAGGUCCCACCUUCCCCAGAAGAGAUCCCAAUGAUCCAAAGAUCUAAAACCCUGCUCCCUGCACCAACUCCUCAGCCACACAUUCAACUGCCAUCUCCUCCAAUUCUUACCAUCACUGUCACAUAGCACUGGCAGCAAUCCUGAGAACGCCAGCCUUGAGGUCCUGUUCUUCAGCCUUCUGCCUAGUUCCCGAAACUCACACUUCAGGACCUCAUCCUAACUAACGUUUCUAGUGUUAGUUAGAAACUGUUCGGCAAUGGUUUUCUGCCCCAAUUAAGUGGCAUAGUGACCCAAAAUAAGCAAAGGGAAUUUGAGCUAUUUCCAAUUAGUUCUUUAAGAGUUGUCCCAAAUAAGCAGCUAUCCUGAUUUAAUCUGGCCCUAUUAGCCAAAAUGCACUGUAUAUCCAGUAUGUAUAAAUCUAUAAAGGUAGUUCCCUCUCUGUUUUUUAUAUUUAAAGAUAUAUAUACAUAUCUUUAUUAAAAAGUUCAGCUAUCCCAGAGUGCUUUUAACUAGCAAUUCUACAUAUUGGGGAGACCCAAUGUAGGCUGGGAGAAAGUUUCGCUGAACACCUGCACUCUGUCCGCCAGAGAAAGCAGGAUCUCCCAGUGGCCACACAUUUUAAUUCCACAUCCCAUUCCCAUUCUGAUACGUCUGUCCAUGGCCUCCUCCACUGUCAAGAUGAGGCCACACUCAGGUUGGAGGAACAACACCUUAUAUUCUGUCUGGGUAGCCUCCAACCUGAUAGCAUAUACCCCAUCAUUCAUUCAUCCAUCCAUCCAUCCAUCCAUCCUCCUCCCUCUGUCCUUCUCACUAUAACUCCUUGCCCGUUCUCUGGGCUCCCCUCCCCCUUUCUCUCUCCCUAGACCUCCCAUCCCAUGACCCUCUCCCUUCUCCAGCCUUGUAUCCCUUUUGCCAAUCAACUGUCCAGCUUUUAGCUUCAUCCCUCCCCCUCCUGUCUUCUCCUAUCAUUUUGGAUCUCCCCCCUCCCCCUCCCACUUUCAAAUCUCUUACUAUCUCUUCCUUCAGUUUGUCCUGAUGAAGGGUCUCGGCCCGAAACGUCGACUACCUCUUCCUAUAGAUGCUGCCUGGCCUGCCGUGUUCACCAGCAUUUUUUGUGUGUGUUAUUUGAAUGAUCAUAUUUGAUACUGUAGCUCUAGGUAUGUUUUGUUUUCUUUGCAUUGUUUCCUCUUAUCAAACAGUGGUAUUUAUCUGUGGAACAGUUACACAAUUCUAUUUUGUGUCAUUGUGAAGCAGUUCUUCAUUUUUUUGUGGCUGUCAUUGCAAAUCCAGCCAGAUUUCAUUUCUGGGAGAAGCCAAAAUGAAGUGCAGUGGGACUUUGAACCCAUUUAGUGUACUGUCCAGUUUAUAGUUCAAGUUCAGUAUUGUGAUAUCAGAAUCAAUGUCAAUACCCAAUCUGAAUUGUGUAUACUGUUUAUGGCACUGUUCAUCACCAAGGCUUCAAUAAUAUGACAAGUCUGUUCACAAGCAGAUGCAAUCAUUCUUACUUAAACUUAGAAAAAAAUACUAAUUACCAUCUUUUUACAAGCAGAUUCUAUUUCUGAUACUGCAGGGGGCAGUGCAUGAUUUUUUUAAUUAAGAUUAGGACCUUGCUGUACUCUGCCUAAAUUAUUCUUGAUUGUCCCUUUUUUUGGUUAGGGAGCAAAUUAUUAAGGUACUUUUCUGUAGCAAUUUUCAACAGCUUGGGAUAUCUGAAUGUUAAAGUAGAAUCACUGCUGUAUUACAAGGAAGCAGCAGUCAUUUGUGCAAUUUGCAAGCUUUGUCCGAAGGGAAAUGAGUAUUUUGUUACUUGAGAAAUCCUGGCUAGGGCACUGGUACGUUUACGCUUAUAAUUUAUGGGGCCAGUGUUUAUUGCCCAUUCCCCAUGUGCUCCAGAGAAAGUGGCAGUGAACUGUAUCAUCGAAUUGCUGCAGUGCCCCUGUAAAUCUACUGAUGGUUGUACAGGGAGUCCCAGGAUUUAGACCUAGGUAUAAAGGAAUACCUCUCAUCUUUCAGUUGGAUGCUGCUACUUAAAGGAGAAUCUAGAAAGGGUACCAUUCCUUUCUUCCGGCCACAUUCAAGCUUCUAAGUAGUCGAUAUAACCCAUUGGUGUUCGUCUCUCAUAGCUCCUGCCUUUCACGUGUAGUGUAGCUACUAAGCCUGGUGGAACUGUUUCUAGUGACUGGAGAAGGGGUAAUGGCGGGUUACUGGCACCUUAAAAGUAGUUGCUUCGGGUAGAUGGGACUCAUCAGCCAUGGUUAGCAGCUCAUCUAGGAGAAAGAAAACUGGUCUCAAACCUCCAAUUCCUUGUAUCUACAGCGACUCAUGGGGAAUGCUUCGGGAGUACAUCACAGAGGAAAAAAAUCCAGAGCUCGAGUCCUUUAGGCAGUUCUACGUUGAGUUCAAUGCUGAACUGGCAACUCCUGCUGAUGCCAAACUAUCAGAUUCUGUCAUUCCUUUGACUUCAUCAGCUGCGUGGAGAGGGGUUAGUUUGCUUCAUAGGCAACAGCUUGCUUGCUUUCCAUACUGCCCUGCCUUGCAAAUCAUGUUGACAGCAAGGAUGGAAUGUCCGUGGCAGGCUGUAGGUUGAUGAAAAUGAGGGGCAAAUUAAAAUGGAAGAGGAUAAUUGUGUUCUCAAUAGUCAAUGAAGAUUCAGUGGUCCAAAGGAGAUGCUUCUGUGCUGCGUGACUCUGUGACAAUUGGAGAAUAGGAAUCACCUCUGGACAUUCAAGUAUUGAAGUAUGGAUAUUUACUUGAACUUAUGCUGGAGAAACGUACCAGCUACCUGGCGCUCAUGACUACAUUAAAAGCUUCAGCAUUGUCACAUUGAAAAACCUAAGACUGAAUAUGGCCACACGCUGUGUUGUGUAUAAUGACUUGGGCUAUUUGUUGCUAUUUGCAAAGGUUGUUAAAAGAAAAUUAAUUUAAUCCACUUCUCUUGGAAACCAUACACUAAUCUUAAUGUAAAGGAAAAAAAUUGUUUUGCAUGAGGUAAAGAGUCUAACAAUACAUUAAUUUUUUGUAAUGUUUAAACUUUUCCAGUGUCACAACAUGUAGACUGGCAUAUGCAAAAUAAUGGAAUUUUUAUCUUUAGUAUUUUGGCUGGUAUCUUAAUUUUAUAUUGAAAUAUUUAUCCUGUGAAAUAUUUAAAAUUUAGAAUUCCUAGAUUGCUGAUUUAAUUCAAUGUAUGUGUGUGUGUUAGCAUCAAUGCUGGUUAUUAGGGAUGUCUGUAAGAGAUGCUACUGCACAACUGAUUGACGGAUCAAAACCAUACCAGAGAUCUUUGGAUUUGGCAAAGCACUUUCUGUUGUGUCAGUAAUGUAUGCUUUUACAAUGCUUAUAAAAAGUAUUCACACCCCCCUUGGAAGUUUUCAUGUUUUUUAGUUUUACAACAUUGAAUCACAGUUGAUUUAAUUUGACUUUUUUGACAUUGAUCAACAGAAACAGUCUAUUCCGUGUCAAAGCGAAAACAGAUCUCGACGAAAUGAUCUAAAUUAAAUUCAAAUAUAGAUUAAAUCUAAAUGAAAUAAAAAUAUAAAACACAAAAUAGUUGAUUGCAUAAGUAUUCACCCCCUUCACAUUGGUAUUUAGAGUUGUCAUAGGUAUCUUGGUCCCCUUCUUGCAUGAUCACUCAGUUUUUGAGGAUGGCCUGCUCUCGGCAGAUUUACAGCUGUGCCGUAUUCUUUCCAUUUGUUGAUGAUUGACAUAACUGUAUUGCGAGGGAAGUUCAGUGAUUUGAAAAUUUUCUUAAAUCCAUCUCCUGACUUGCGCUUUUCAAGAACUUUUUUGCUGAAUUGCUUGGAGUGUUCUUUUGUCUUCAUGGUGUAAUUUUUGCCAGGAUACUUACUCAUCAGCAGUUGGAACUUCCAAAUACAGGAGUAUUUUUACUACAAUCAAUUAAAACACCUUGACUGCACACAGGUCUUAAAAACAGAUCUCCAUUUAACUAAUUAUGUGAAUUCUAAAGCCAAUUGGUUGCUCCAAUGAUGAUUUGGUGUCAUAUUAAUGGGUGGGGGGUGGUGAAUACUUAUGCAAUCAAUUAUUUUGUGUUUUAUAUUUGUAAUUAAUUUAGAUCACUUUGUAGAGAUCUGUUUUCACUUUGACACGAGAGUCUUUUUAUGUUGAUCACUGUCAAAAAAGCCAAG
Mobula hypostoma (lesser devil ray) is the source of this 13754-nucleotide messenger RNA. Its product is annotated as sterol O-acyltransferase 1-like. Gene Ontology annotation, cellular component: endoplasmic reticulum membrane. NCBI's taxonomy places the organism in Eukaryota, Metazoa, Chordata, Chondrichthyes, Myliobatiformes, Myliobatidae. Gene Ontology annotation, molecular function: fatty-acyl-CoA binding; cholesterol O-acyltransferase activity; cholesterol binding. Gene Ontology annotation, biological process: cholesterol metabolic process; cholesterol efflux. The coding region runs from base 1044 to 2675 and encodes 543 amino acids. The transcript has 16 exons. The record is from RefSeq and is a predicted model, not a curated record.